AUGACUGCCAGUCCAUCAUCUCUUCGACCCAUGGGCCUGAGCGCUACUGAUAGGGCUGGCUUGGCUAUUGCCAAUGAUGCGUGUUCCGAGGUUGUCUGCCCUUCAUUCUUCACUGUGCACCCCAAGGAACUCGCUCUUGGGGUUCCAGACUGGAUGCCGCAACGCCUGCCCAAUGGAACUGGGCCAAGUGCCCAGGUCGCGCCCCGCGUCUCGGCGCCAAGUUCAGUAUCAUCUCUUCCAAUGACCAACAUUUGCCAACCUCCGAGCGUGGAGGACAUGAUGUUAGCAGUCUUGGAUAUCCACACCGACUCAUUUGUGCGAGCAAAAUCUGCAUUGUCGGUUCGAGGCCUUAAGAGAGACCAUGUGCCCCGCGCAGAGAUACGUUCUGUCCAAUUUGGUCAAAAGCCUCACCCGUUUGGAAGCUACACAACCACCUAG
Penicillium maclennaniae is the source of this 438-nucleotide messenger RNA. RefSeq lists its product as uncharacterized. NCBI's taxonomy places the organism in Eukaryota, Fungi, Ascomycota, Eurotiomycetes, Eurotiales, Aspergillaceae. The transcript is spliced from 2 exons. The record is from RefSeq and is a predicted model, not a curated record. Bases 1 to 438 code for a protein of 145 amino acids.